AUGGUCAGAACAUCUAGCAAGAGGCUCGGGUCGGCCUCCAAGAACAAGAAGAAGGAAAAGGCUGCGGCCGCCCUCCAGCCCAAGGCCCCCCUGCCCGUCACGCUGUUGUCCGGCUUCCUCGGCAGCGGCAAGACGACGCUGCUCCAGCACGUCCUCAAGACCAACCACGGCCUCAAGAUCGCCGUCAUUGUCAACGACAUUGGUGCCGUCAAUGUCGACGCGUCCCUGAUCAAGAGCAGCACCAUCACGCAGUCUAAAGAAAAGGUCAUUGCCCUGCAGAACGGUUGCAUUUGCUGUACGCUGCGCGGCGAUCUGCUCGAAGAGCUCGUGCGCCUGUCGGCCCUGCAGCAGUUUGACUAUGUCCUAGUGGAGAGCAGCGGCAUCAGCGAGCCCGAGCAGGUGGCCGAGACGUUUGACGCGCGGCUGGCCGACGCGAUGGCCCUGGCGGCCGACGGGCCGGACGCGCUGGACGCGGGCGUGCGCAAGGCGCUGCGCGCCAUCCGGCGGGCGGGCGGCCUCGACAAGUUUGCCAAGCUCGACACGACCGUCACCGUCAUCGACGCGUUCACGCUCUUCCACGACUUUGACACGGACGACAUGCUGUCGAGCCGGCGCGACGACGUCGAUGCCGCGGACGAGCGCACCGUCUCGGACCUGAUGGUCGACCAGAUCGAGUUUGCCGACGUCAUCGUGCUCAACAAGGUCGGCCUGGUCGACGCGCCGACCCUGGCACGCAUACGGGCGCUCCUCCAGCGCCUCAACCACCGGGCCCGGAUCCUCGAGACCAACUACGGCCGCAUCGACGACCUGACGUCGAUCCUGAACACGGGCCUCUUCAGCCUCGAGCAGGCCCAGACCGGCUACGGCUGGCUCCAGGACCUGCACGCCAUGACGGUGCGCCAGGUCAACGGCAAGAACGUCGUGACGCCCAAGCCCGAGACGGAGGAGUACGGCGUGCAAAACUUUGUCUACACGCGCCGGCGGCCGUUCCAUCCGCGCCGGCUGUACACGCUGCUCUACGACAAGUUUAUCUUGCAGAUGGAGCACCCGGACGACGAAGACGACGACGAUGACGACGACGAGGGCGGCGCGGCGGGCGACGCCUGCGAGAUGGACGUGGAUGGCCUGGGCAGCGAGGGCGACAGCGAGGAUAGCAUGCUCCGGGAUGCUCCAGACAAGGAGGAGGGCGACAACAACGGCGUCGGCGGCGACGACGACGACGGCGACGAAUGGGGCGGCAUCGACGACGCUCCCCCGGCAAACAGCGUCAUCCUCGCCAACAAGCGCGCCUCGCCGCUCUUCCGCCGCCUCUUCCGCUCCAAGGGCGAGUUCUUCCUGGCCACCCGGCCCCAGCAGGCCGGCGAGUGGUCCCAGGCCGGCGCCAUGCUGACGCUGCGCGGCGGUCGGCCCUGGUUCGUGACGCUCCCGCCGGAGGACUACAUGACCGGCGAUGCCGACGUCGACCGCCUCGUGCAGUUUGACCUCAAGUCCGGCGGCGAGUGGGGCGACCGCCGGCAGGAGUUGGUCUUCAUCGGCGAGUCGCUGGACGUGGCCGGCCUCGAGGCGGCGCUGGAUGCGUGCCUGCUGGACGACGAGGAGUUUGCCCAGUGGGAGGCGCUGAUGCGCAAGGCUGCCUUGGACGAGGAUACGGACAGCAAUGACGCCGGGGCGGACGGCGAGGACGCCAAGGACAACGGCAAGCGGACCAGCAGAGAGAGGCUGGAAGCCGCCCUCCAGGACCUGUUUGAGGACGGCUUCCCGGACUGGCCACCGCCGGAUGAGGUUCUUACGAUGGACCACGAGGGCCACAACCACAAAUAA
Sporothrix brasiliensis 5110 is the source of this 1821-nucleotide messenger RNA. Its product is annotated as CobW protein. Lineage: Eukaryota; Fungi; Ascomycota; Sordariomycetes; Ophiostomatales; Ophiostomataceae. The record is from RefSeq and is a predicted model, not a curated record. The transcript has a single exon. The coding region runs from base 1 to 1821 and encodes 606 amino acids.